GUCCUGCCCCUCACAAACCAAAAACACACAGCAAACUGUACACUCUUUCAUAUGGACCAGAGAAUCCACACAAACUACUAAACAUGUCCAAAAGAGGACCUCACAAUGUUCAAAUUUGCCAAAGACAGCGUUCUAACAGCAACUUCAGUGAGCCAAAUCUAAGUAUAAGACCAACUCAAGGAUCAUUUGGUGGUAAACAAUCGACAGCAAACCCCGCACCAAAUGACCUGAGACUGGUUCUGCUGGGCAAAACAGGUGCAGGGAAAAGUGCUACAGGAAACACCAUCUUGGGAGAUGGGCAACGUUUUGAUGCUCAAUUGAGCAUGAGUUCAGUGACAAAAGAGUGCAAGCGAGAAUGUGGAACACUGGGAAGACGAAACCUUGCACUUGUAGACACUCCCGGCCUGUUUGACACAGAUCUAACACUGGAGGAUGUACAGCAGGAACUAGUACAUUGUCUGACUUUGUGUUCACCUGGCCCUCAUGCGUUUCUGCUGGUUAUACCAAUUGAACGCUACACGGAGGAGCAGCAACGCACGGUGGACUUGAUUCUGGAGAUGUUUACCGAGGACAUCACCCGUCACACCAUCAUUAUAUUCUCACAUGCUGAUAAACUUGGAGCGACCUCCAUUGAGGACUUCCUAUCAAGACAAAACAGAAAGAUCCAAGAACUCGUGGAAAGAUUUGGGAGGCGUUUUGUGGCCUUUAACAACACAGACCUUUCAAACCGAGGUCAGGUCACUCGACUCCUGGAGAAGGUGGAUGAGUUGCUGGUGCAGAAUGAGAACCAACACUUCACCAGUCAGAUUUCACAAGUUGUGCUGGAAGCCCAGAGGAUAAUAGAGGAGAAAAGAGAAGCUGCCAUGACUGAAAAAAUUAACAAAAUGAAAGCUGAGGUACAGAAAUUGGCUGAUGCUCGUUGGGGUAUGUUUACUGCAGCUAUGAAAGAAGAGAGGAAAGAAACAGAAAUAAAAAGGAAGCGUGUGCAAGACAGGAUUGAUCAGAUAAAGAUGGACAUAAAAAAGGAAGAACAGCAUGUGAGACCAAUUCAAGCAAGACUGACGCGGUUCAGAGCAGCUCUGGAGUGGGAGCUGGUGAUCCUUCGAAGGCUUGAAGAAAAAGCGAUAGAAGAGGAGAGAGAGAGAAUGGAAAGAGAAACAAAAGAAAAGUCGGACCUGAAUAUAUGGAUACAAGAAGAAGUGCAGAGGAGAGAGAGUGAAGAGAGGGAGAAGAAUGACACAUUUUUCAACCCCAAAAUGAUCACUAUGCUUACCAUGUUUUUGCUGGGGCUUGGAGCCGGAUUUGCGCCCGCACUCUUGGCGUUUCUGUUCCCUGCUGCUCCAGUAGUGGAAGCUGGACUGUCAGUUCAGUAUUUAGCCAGCUUGCUGGGCUGGGGAGCUGCAGAGGGGGGAUUAGGAACUCUCAGUUGGACUGCCGUUGGACUCGCUGUGAAAACAGCAUCUAUUAAGUUGGCAAUGACCCGCUGCACAAUUCAAUAAUCCAUUUUUGAUUGAAGUCACACAUGCUAAAUUAGGGGGUGCUACAACUAAAAAGAAUAAUUCUGCAAAUGAUUGAUCAAUAGAAAGUUGAAAUUUGGCAUGCAUGUACGUUAGCUAAAACGCUAACAUAUCCUGAAAUUGAAUCUAUGCACGGUCACUUCCGCGUUUUGCCUCAGGGGGCAUACUUCCAGCGCAGUGCCAGAAACGUUUUCUUUCUACACUGAUUAAUGCUGACGAGACGACUCGGGGGGGAAAUUACUUUUCACAAGUUUCUGAGAGAUUUGUCGUGUGUGUGCAGGGAUCUGCUGAACUGAAGAGAACACUGAUGAUGGACGAAUACUUAUAAUACUUUUUUAUUUUAUUUGCAAAAAUAAACAAUGACGCAGUAAUUUGACACAAUAAAUGUAGAUUAAAUUGUGUGGUAAAACUUUACAAUAAGGCUCCAUUCGUUAACGUGCAUUAAUGAAUUGGGUAUCAUGAUCAAACAAUUAACAAUAUAUUUUUACAGUAUUUAUUCAUCUUUGUUAAUAUUAGUUCAUAAAAAUAUAAUUGUUCAUUGUUAGUUCACGUUAUUUCAUAGUGUUAACAUACUGUAUACAACUUUUGAUUUUUAAAAUCUAUUAGUAUGUUGAAAUUAACAUGAACCUGGAUUAAUGAGUGCUGUAAAAGUACGAUACGGUUACCGGAAGUUUGUCAGCCCCCUGAGAUUUGACCGGAAAUACAUAGGUUAUGUUCCAUGCAUAGAGUCCAUUAUCUAUCAGAUGACAAAUCAAAUCAAAUAAAUUAUCACCAACAAUCAAAAUUCAGCAGCUAAAUAUUUCAAUUAUGAAUUCUCCUGAAUCAAGAUAUAACAAGAUUUAUUUCACAAGAAAAUGCUUUGAUAAAAUAUGAAUAUAUAUAUAUAUAUACAGUACUACUAUAAACUAAUGUACUACUAUAUACACUACAUAUAAAAAAAAUUGUCAUUGCACUGCUACAUGUUUAAUCCAGAAGCAAUCCAAUGUAUUUGUUAAUUUAGCUAAAUGUAUUCUCUGUUGUCUACUCAUCCUAAUUAAAAGAACACAUAUCAUAUCGACAGGCUUGUACAAUAAAACUGAUGUCCCAUCAUUAUAUAUAGCCGCAGGAGAAUGAAAAACUAGUUAAAUAAAGUAUUAAUUACACACUUAAUGUGUGGCUGUCACUUCAUUUUGUUGCAUCGGUGCUGAAAAUGCUUCUCAGCUUUGCCAGUGUGAGAAAAAGAGAGAAAUACAUUUGAAAUUGCCAAACGGGUCCAUUCUUUCCGACUAAAAUCACUUGAACGCACAUGACAUCGUAUGUACGAUCUUCCCAGGAGGACUUGAAAGCAGGGGCGGAGCCAACAGUUUUUCACAGAAGUGGCCGGACAGGGGCUAGCGAUCAGUCUGUGGUGGCACAGAAGUUCUCAGGCAGCAUUUUCGUAUCGUCGGGCGGAUGUGGGGGGUGGGGUGCGCAUGGAAAGCGGAGGCGCGUGGAUAGAAAAACAGAGGGGAGUGGAUACAGUGGCACCCGGGACGGAGAG
This is a messenger RNA of Myxocyprinus asiaticus (Chinese sucker), 3036 nucleotides long. RefSeq names its product GTPase IMAP family member 9-like. The record is from RefSeq and is a predicted model, not a curated record. Bases 84 to 1499 code for a protein of 471 amino acids. Gene Ontology annotation, molecular function: GTP binding. The transcript has 2 exons. Lineage: Eukaryota; Metazoa; Chordata; Actinopteri; Cypriniformes; Catostomidae.